Neolamprologus brichardi is the source of this 3700-nucleotide messenger RNA. NCBI's taxonomy places the organism in Eukaryota, Metazoa, Chordata, Actinopteri, Cichliformes, Cichlidae. The record is from RefSeq and is a predicted model, not a curated record.
CAGUUAAAAUAUGAAUCUAAACACCAUGUGAUCAAAUGCAAGCGCUGAAAAGACCAUACACCACAGAUUAGUGUGUAAGGAGGCAAUGAAUGCAGCUUUUCUCUAGUAGCUGAAAGUGAAACUUAAUUUUACUGGACAAAAUGGCGCAGCAACUGAUUCAGCUGGAUCAAGAAAAACUGAGCUGUUCCAUCUGUCUGGACCUCCUUAAGGAUCCAGUCACUAUUCCCUGUGGGCACAGCUACUGCAUGGACUGUAUCAAAAACUGCUGGGAUGAGAAGGAAACACACAGCUGUCCUCAGUGCAGACAGACUUUCACACCGAGGCCUGUCCUGGUGAAGAACAUGAUUUUAGGUGAGUUAGUGGGAGACUUAAAGAAAGCAGAACAUUCAACAGCUUCAUCUGAUCAUACCUUUGCUGGACCUGGAGAUGUGGCCUGUGAUUUCUGUUCUGAGAGGAAACUGAAAGCCUCCAAGUCCUGCCUGGUGUGUAUGGCCUCUUAUUGUGAGCAGCACCUCCAGCCUCACUACAACGUAGCUCCAUUAAAGAAACACAAACUCAUCAAAGCCACUUCCAAGCUUCAGGAGAACAUCUGCCCUCGCCAUGAUGAGGUGAUGAAGAUCUUCUGCCGCACUGAUCAGCAGUGUAUCUGUUAUCUUUGUUUAAUGGAUGAACACAAAGACCAUGUCACAGUGUCAGCUGUAGCAGAAAGAGCUGAGAAACAGAAAGGGCUUGAAACAAAUCGGCAAAAUGUCCAACAGAUAAUCCAGAACAGAGAGAAAGAUGUGAAGGUGCUCCAAGAGCAAGUUGAGGCUAUGAAUCUUUCUGCUGAUAAAGCUUUCAGAGAAUGUGAUAAGGCUUUCAAAAAUUUGAUCAGUCUCAUUGAGAAAAAAAGCUCUGAGGUGAAGCGGCAGAUCAAAGCCAAGCAAAAAUCUGAACAGAACAGAGUCAAAGAGCUUCAGGAGAAAAUAGAGCAGGAGAUCAGAGAUCUGAGGAGGAGAGACACUGAACUGCAGCAGCUCUCACUGACAGAGGAUCACCUCCAUUUUCUGAAAAGCUACUCCUCACUGUCACAUCUGAGUGCAUCUACAAAUGUACCCACCUACAACAAUCUUACUCUGCAGUACUUUGAGGAUGUGACUGCAUCUGUGUCACGGACCAGAAAUAAAGUGAAGGCUCUUCUCAGUGAUGGGUGGCCCCAAACUUCUUUCUCAAUGACUAAAGCAGAUAGAUGGGUGGCCAAAAAUCUCAGAGAACCCAAAACCAGAGACGAAUUUUUGAAAUAUUCUUGUCAGAUCACUCUAGAUCCAAAUACAGCACACAAACGUUUAUCACUGAGUGACAGCAACAGAAAAGUGACACUGAUGAGUAGAAACCAGCCAUAUCCAAGUCAUCCAGACAAAUUCCUUCAAAGGUUGCAGGUCCUGAGCAGAGAGUGUCUGGCUGGAGGCUGUUACUGGGAGGUGAAGUGGAAUGGGACAGUUUAUGUAGCUGUUGCAUACAAGGAUAUCGGCCGUACAGGGACCAGAGAGGAAUGUGGAUUUGGAUUGAAUGACAAAUCCUGGGCAUUAAGAUGUUCAAUCAAUGGUUGUGAAUUCAAACACAACAACAUUUCCACUCCCAUCUCAGGCCCUCAAUCCUCCAGAAUAGGAGUAUAUUUGGAUCACAGGGCAGGAACUCUUUCUUUCUACAGCAUCACUGAGACCAUGAAUCUCCUCCACAGAGUCCAGACCAGGUUCACUCAGCCUCUCUAUGUUGGACUGUGGCUUCCACAAAGUGCUGGACACACUGCUGAGCUGUUUGACUUCAAGUAGAUAAGAGAUAUUGAACUGUGCAAUACAGUAUUUGUUAAGAUGUAUGUAUGUACACUAUCAAAGAUCUUUAUGUAUGUUAUGAUUUGUACCUUAUUUUUUCUGUUUACAAAAUCAUUUUCCAAUAAUUUAAUUACUGAGGUAUGUAUGUAAAUGUGUAUGUGUACUUAACUUUCAGACUCAUAACUAAAACAUUUAUCAAAAUUAUAUUUUUCUGAAAUUCUCAAAUAAUACUGUGUGUUGAGAAAUAAUGAUAAAAACUGUGUUGUCACUGGGUUAACCGCGGGAAACAAAAAGAAAAAUGCAAAAAGAUAACACAAUAUAUGUCUAUGAUGACGUGUAUGUUUGGAUAAUUUUGUUUGAUGUACUUUUAUUUUUACAAAAAAAUAAGAUUUUAUAUAGGAUACCUUUUUUUUUUCAUUUACAAAAAAGCAAAACAAAAAGCGAAGCAAUGGAGUUUUCAUCCACAUGAGAUGCGCUGCCAUACAGUCCUCCAAGAUCCUGGGUCUUGAAACUUAGUUCACUUUUAUUUAUAUAACGGCAAACUACGAUAGUUGCCUCAAGAUUCUUUAAGGCAAGACCCUACUUUAAAAUCAAGAAAACCUUGAAAACCCCAACAAUCAGAAGACCCCCUUUGAGCGAGCACUUUGGCGACAGUAGGAAAGAAAAACUUCCUUUUAACAGGAAGAAUUCUUCAGCAGAAGGGCUUGUGUACACACAAAGCCUGAAGAAAUUGAUCUUUUUUUUUCUAACCACUUGGAAAGCUCUAAGGUUUCAUUCGUCUUCAUCUGGCCAUCACUCCUCAAGAAGAUCUGCUUUGCAGGUGCUGUAGUUUCACACUCUUUGGCUGCCUGCAGGGAGUUACUGAUAAUAGAUACAACAAUAUGAAAGUAUGACUCAAGCCUGCCUUUCAUCAAUGGCUCAGAUUGCUGAUGAUGUAAUGGUGUGGUGAUUAUGUUCUUGGCACACUUUGGGCCCUGUAAUACCAACUGAGCAUUAUUUAAACCCCUUAACUUACCUAAGCAGGCAACUCUCCAUAUUGUCAAUAUGGAGCAAAAUGGAGCAGAAUUCUGGACAAAUAUAUCAGUUUCCAUCUGGUAUAUCAUACAGACAUAUGGCUAGUAUAGAGUAAUGGAUCUAAAUGAUCAUCAGUUCCCAAAAGCUGUUUUUUGAAAAUCAUUCCAGAAAUGAAGUAACCUUGGAAAAUCCCAAAAUAUAAGUGUAAAAUCCUCAAUCAAUCCAAAGCCCCUACAGCAAAAUUACUAUAUCUUGAAAUAAUAAUAAUGGGUAUAUUGAAAUAUCUCAUUUUUAUUUUCACUUUGCUAGUUUACUUCCUGCUUUUAAUUUUGCCUUAUUAUGAAAACAUUUUUCAUCUGUUAUACUCCUACUUAAAUUAGUGUAGACCUACAGUAUGUACGUUUUUGUCAUGGUGCUGGGUGGUUGACCCAGCGUUUUGUGUUUGUCAUUAUGUUUAUUAUUUUAUCUGAUUUGAUGUUAAUUUCUUCUUGGUUAUUAGUAUGUAGGUUUCAUUCUCAGGGUUUCCAGUCCUAAGGUUUAUUUCCUGUGUCGUCCCCCUUCGUGUCCAUGAGUUUGUUUUAUGAAUUUCCUGUUUUACUUUAAAGGUCUGUGUCUGUUAUCACUGUGUUCAGCUUGUAUCCUCCCGUCAUCUUGUGAAUUAGGAUCAUCUGUGUGUCAUUGCCUGGUAACCGUGUGUGUGUGUGUGUGUGUGUGUGCUCUUUGUCUGCUCGUCUCUGUUUCAUGGUGUUUUGUUCUUUGGUCUGUGUCUCUCUGCCCUUCACCCCGUUUCAUUAUGAUUUCAGGUUUGCUCUUUAGUUUUCCCAGUUUAGGUUUCUUCAGUAGCUUCUCAUGCCUCAUUGCCUCAUUUUGUCACU